AUGGCGACAGCAAUCGAUGAGGAGGAGACUACUGCCACAGAAGGAGCACUGGUGCUGCUACCGCUGACCUACAUCGUGGAGACCGGGCAGCGAUGGGAAAUGUCCGCACAAACGGCGGGUUACGUCAUCGGACUGUGCCUGUGCGACUACGGCGCAUCAUUCGCGACGAAACUAGCACUGAAGACGGAAAAAGCGGACGCGGGAUUUUUCUCGGCAGUUGUAAGGCUGGAGAAACUGGUGCAAGAGGAGAGGGAGGUAGUGGCUAUGGUAAAGCAGUUCAUUCAGGAGGGUCGACAAGUGUCUGCAGAUAUGCAACGAUAUGUCCAGAGUUUUGAUAUCAGCAUUUCUGGGACUGACCACAUCGCCCGCCAGGUUUACCACCCCGUCAGAGCUUACCUCUUGAUCAAACGACUCAGUCAAGUUCCUAACAACUUGUCGGAGGCCCAGGCACUGACCGGGAGACGAUUCGAGCUACCAACUGAUGAAGACUUGUACAUGUCUGCGCUCGCUCUGGUAAGGCUGCAACACGUGUAUAACCUGGACAUGCGCAGUCUAGCCCAGCAGGGGCAGAUUGUGAUGGUGCCACUGCCACAAGAAACCAAUGACGAGGAGCCUGUACGUGAGAUGACAGAGGUCAGCACAAAGGACCCGACUAUUUCUCUGGACCCCUCGGACACAUUCUACAUCGGGGAUGUAGCAAGUAAAGAAAACAGCUUCUACCAGGCCAUGUUGUGGUUCAACAUGACCUUGGAGAUGAUAAGGGAGAAGGAAACGUCGUCGUUGAAGGUCAAGCAUGACGACAAUGGUCUUAAGAUCCUGGAUGUUCUACUGAAAUUAGCGGAUACAGUACAGAAGAUCCAGUGGAACAAGGCUGUAUCCAUGGCAAUGUCAAAGUUAGGAAACUUUUGUGUGGAUGAUGAUCUGUUCUGUCCCCAGUGGGCCGGGAUGGGGGAGUGUGACGUCAACCCGAAGUUCAUGUUGCACAGUUGUCGCCUCAGCUGCGGGGUUUGUGAAGUUGGCCAAAAUGUAAAGGCACAAAAGGUUGAAGCCAACGAAGAUGAUUUAAGACUACUCUCAAACGUGCUAAGAAACGUCACAUCGUCCUUAACGAAGCCUAACUAUGUCCACGAAAAACUUUGCCGUCUUGGAGUUCUCAAGAACCAAGCUCCACACCCAACGCUCACCUGUAGAUACAUCCGCCCCAGUCCGUACUUCUACCUCAGUCCUAUCAAGAUGGAGGUGCUACACGAGACAAGCCCAUUGGUUGCCCUGUAUCAUGACGUCAUCACUGAUAAGCAGACCGCCUUUAUGAAGGACAUGGCGCUGGACAAGUUGAAGAGGUCUCCAGUACUUGCCAACGAUGGCAGUGCCGAUGGAGGGAACGUUUUGAGCACUGCCAGAGUUAGUGAAACUGGUUGGCUGUUCGACAGUGAACAUCCCGCGAUUGUGAAGCUGAGUCGACGGGUUGAGCACAUUACUGGUUUGAACACCAACUGCCCUUCUGCCGAGGCAUUUCAGGUGGUGAACUAUGGACUGGGAGGACUUUACGAGACGCAUCAUGACUAUUUGAAGCUUCAAGAACCUACAGUGCUUUGCUACUCACAAGACAAUCAGACAGUGAAGAUGACAACAGGAGAAAGGAUUGUAACUUUCCUCUUCUAUCUUAGUGACGUUGAAGCCGGUGGAGCAACAGUAUUCCCUAAUCUCAAUCUGGCUGUCCCUGC
Molecule: messenger RNA, 1724 nt
Organism: Branchiostoma floridae (Florida lancelet)
Lineage: Eukaryota; Metazoa; Chordata; Leptocardii; Amphioxiformes; Branchiostomatidae
Product: prolyl 4-hydroxylase subunit alpha-3-like
Biological process (GO): peptidyl-proline hydroxylation to 4-hydroxy-L-proline
Cellular component (GO): endoplasmic reticulum
Molecular function (GO): iron ion binding; protein binding; procollagen-proline 4-dioxygenase activity
Source: RefSeq, a predicted model, not a curated record